GGAGCGCCGCCCGCGGCCCGAGCCGGUCCCGAGCCGCCGGUCCGCCGGGCUGAGUCUGUAGGCGCCGUAUUCGUGGGCGCCUCGCCCGGCCGGGCCCAUGUGCGCGCGGCCCGCCCCAGGCCGCCCGGGCUUCGCCUCCGCCCGCGCCCUGGCCUCCACCCGGGCCUCCGAGGAGCCGCCGCGACGCCCGGCCCGCGGGGCAGGUGAAGAGAUUAUAAGUCUACUGAAUGAAAAAAUUUUUCUUAAAGUUGCAUAUACUCCAAGAGAAAAUCCCAAAUGUUUUUAUAUUUUGCCUAAAUACAAAAUUUAAACAAGGAGUUUCCCCAGAAGUCAGGAGACUGAGGAGAAAGCGUGCCAGCCCCUGUUCUGGGCUCCUCAUGGGGUAGCUCAGUUCAGCCUCACAGCAGCUCUACGUGGACGGCGCUCCUGGUCCCCCAUUUACAGCUCUGUGGCCGUCACCAUGUUCUGGAAGUUUGACUUGAGCACCACGUCCCACGUCGACAAGCUGCUGGAUAAGGAGGACGUGACGCUGCGAGAGUUAAUGGAUGAAGAUGACAUCUUGCAGGAGUGCAAGGCCCAGAACCGGAAGCUGCUGGACUUCCUGUGCAGGCAGCAGAGCAUGGAGGAGCUGGUGAGCCUCGUCACACAGGACCCGGCCCUGGGCGUGGAAGAGAAGGUCCGCUUCAAGUACCCAAACACAGCCUGUGAGCUGCUGACGUGUGACGUGCCGCAGAUCAGUGACAGGCUGGGAGGGGACGAGACUUUGCUCAACCUUCUUUACGACUUCUUGAACCGUGAGCCGCCUCUCAAUCCUCUCCUCGCCAGUUUUUUCAGCAAGACCAUUGGCAGUCUCAUCGCCAGAAGAACUGCACAGGUGAUUGUGUUCUUGAGGAAGAAGGACAAGUUCAUCAGCCUGCUGUUGAAGCACAUCGGCACCUCGGCCCUCAUGGACCUGCUGCUGCGCCUGGUCAGCUGCGUAGAGCCCGCCGGGCUCCGGCAGGAGGUCCUGCAUUGGCUUAAUGAAGAGAAGCUCAUCCAGAGGCUCGUGGAAUUGAUCCACCCGAGUCAGGAUGAAGAUAGGCAGUCCAACGCUUCGCAGACGCUCUGCGACAUCGUCAGGCUGGGCAGGGAGCAGGGCAGCCCGCUGCAGGAAGCUCCAGAGCCAGACCCCCUCCUCACGGCGCUGGAGUCGCAGGACUGCGUGGAACGGCUGCUGAGGAACAUGUUUGACGGAGCCCAGACCGAGCUCUGCCUCGUCAGCGGGACCCAGGUGCUACUGACCUUGCUUGAGCCCCGGCGGGCGGGUCCUGUCUCUCAGCCGAGGAGUGGGGUCGACAGUGAAGGUUUUCAAGGUGGGAGGAGGGAGCAGAGCUGCUUCGAGGGUGUGACGCCCACAGCCCGUCAGGGCCAUCACCUGGGCACGGCCCCCACCCCCAUACGGAUGGAGGGCUUGCUGGACUCCUGCUCUCAGGGACUGGACAGGCUGUGUGCCGUCAGCUCCGGCGUCCUGCGCGGCAUCGAGCCACGGCUGAAGGACUUCCACCAGCUUCUGCUCAGCCCACCAAAGAAAGCAGCGAUCCUGACCACCAUUGGCGUGCUGGAGGAGCCCCUGGGUAACGCCCGCCUGCACGGAGCUCGCCUCGUGGCCGCCCUGCUGCACACGAACACGCCCAGCAUCAACCAGGAGCUCUGCCGGCUCAAUACCAUGGGCUUGCUGCUGGACCUGUUUGUUAAGUAUGCCUGGAAUAACUUCCUGCACUUCCAAGUGGAGCUGUGCAUAGCCGCCAUCCUGUCCCACUCUGCCCGGGAGGACAGGGCCGUGGCCAGCGGACCUGAGGGCGCGGUGGAGCCUCUGCCUUCCAGCGGGGACCCAGAGACCCCCCAGCCUGCCGCCAGCCGCCCUGAGAGCACAAUGGUGACCCACCUGUUCCAGAAGUGUUGCCUGGUCCAGAGGAUCCUGGAGGCCUGGGAAGCCAAUGACCACACACAGGCAGCGGGUGGCAUGAGGCGCGGGAACAUGGGCCAUCUCACCCGGAUCGCCAACGCAGUGGUGCAGAGCCUGGAGGGGGGCCCCGUGCAGACCCAGGUCAGCGAGGUCCUCCGAGGGCUCCCCUCGGAUUGCCGCGGGCGCUGGGAGAGCUUUGUGGAGGAGACGCUGACGGAGGCCAACCGCAGGAACGCGGUGGACCUGGUUAGCACGCACCAUCUUCACCCCUCGAGUGAGGACGAGGACAUGGAGGGCGUUUUCCCUAACGAGCUGUCCCUUCAGCAGGCUUUCUCCGAGUACCAGGUCCAGCAGAUGACGGCCACCUUCGUGGACCAGUUUGGCUUCAGCGACGAGGAGUUUGCUGAGCAGGACGACAGCGUCAACGCCCCAUUUGACAGGAUAGCGGAGAUCAACUUCAGCGUCGACGCUGACGAGGACAGCCCCGGUGCCGCUCUGUUUGAGGCCUGCUGCAGUGACCACAUCCAGCCUUUUGACGAGGACGACGACCUCUGGGAGGACGAGGAGACACACUGUGUGGCCCGAGUGACCAGAGCCAGGUUCGGGGGCCCUCACGCUUCAGAGAGCUGCCGGAAGGACGGCCUGGAGCACCGAGGCCAAGGUGGGGAGGAGAGCUCGGAAGCAGACGGGGCUCGGGCGGGCGCCCCUCGGGCUGCCGUCCAGGAGGAAGGUCCUCGUGUUGAGGGUGGCUCAGAAGCAGGCGCCCCCUGGACGGUGUCUGAUGAGCCAGUGAAUUCCACGGCCUCAGGCCUGGCCCCGGCAGUGGCGAUGGACGUGGGUUCCAGUGUGUGGGCGGCCAGCGCGCCCAGCGCCUCGGCUGCGGAGGAGAGAGGCUGGGCCAAGUUUGCCGACUUCCAGCCUUUCUGCUGCUCUGAGUCGGGGCCCAGGUGCAGCUCCCCUGUGGACAGAGGUCACGGCGAUGCCCAGGGUGGCCUGAACCGGGGCCCAGAGAGAACCCCUGGCCCGGCCACUCUGGGUGCCUGGAACGCAUGUGUUGCCAGGAAGGCGCCCCUGGUGGCCUCCAGCAGCCGAGAGGACAAGCAGAAGGUGGCUUUGGCCUCGGAGGCUGUGAGGAUGGGUCCCGGUCGGGAGGCUCCCCCGCCGCCAGUGUUAGUCCCCAGGUCUGAGUGCGCCACCAGCACGCCUCCAGACCUGGCCUCCCUUGCGCCUGUGGAAGUGACCUCUGCCCCAGUCGGGGCCGUCCUCCCCGAGGCUGCCGUGGCGGCCACCACAGUACCGGGCAACACCGGCCCCGCCUCAGCCACCCCGGCAGUCUCUCCUGUGCUGGCCGUGGCCGUCACCCCUGCAGCCCCAGCUGUCUCCACCGCGGCCACCCUGGGGACGGUGACAAAGGACAGGCAGACUGACGGGCCUCCGCCCGCGGGAGCUGCCUUAAAUGGCCUCGUGUGAUGCUGCCGCCCGCCCAGCCUUGGCGCCCCAACCAAGAAGACUACCUGGUGACGCAGUUUGUCUUUUUUAAUUUAACUUAAUUUAAUUUUAAAAUAAAUGCUGCAUUGGUAAAGCUGGCAGUUGGAACCAGUCAGACGGCCCAGCCUGCAUUUCUCCUGCCUGACUCUGGGUGGGCCUUGAGGGUCCAGCCCCACACACAGCAAUAAGGCCUCAGACGGGGGCUCUGCCUGCGCCACAGGCUCUGAGCCUGUUUUUAUACGUUUUUUAACAAACGCGGAGAGAGCCACGUGUUUGCACUUUUUAAUCUAGCGCAGGAGAGGGUCUCCGAGGCUCUGGGGACAAAUGUGGGUCUGGAACUGGACUGGCCAGACGGGGUUUUAGCUGCCCGGUGGCCCUGGGAGCUGGCCUUGAGCCAGCCUGCAAACGUGACUGCCUUAAAAAAAACAAGCCCCCCGCGGCCUGGCAGGCUGUCCGCAGUGGGCAGUGGGGGGGGGGGUGCCUGGCAGGAGCUGGCCACGGGCGUGCAGGACGGGGUGCAGAGGGCCCAGCAGUGCCUGGGCAUGGGGGGCUACCCUGCGCCUGCCGGGGAGGGCGGGGUAUCUCAUGUUAUUGUUCUGAUGAUCUGACAGGGCACCCAGACCCCACGACUCCCAAUAAAAGUUGUUAUUCUCACCGACAGACCCGCGUAUUGUUACGCUGCGGGCCCUGGAGCCCCAACCUGGCUGGCAGCGGGGGUCGUCUGCUGCUCCCGGGCCCGUCUUUGAGUCAACUCCUGAGUAAAGACUGAGCUCUUUCUUU
This is a messenger RNA of Lagenorhynchus albirostris (white-beaked dolphin), 4213 nucleotides long. It is a transcript of the gene PPP6R2, whose product is annotated as protein phosphatase 6 regulatory subunit 2. NCBI's taxonomy places the organism in Eukaryota, Metazoa, Chordata, Mammalia, Artiodactyla, Delphinidae. The coding region runs from base 461 to 3415 and encodes 984 amino acids. Gene Ontology annotation, molecular function: protein phosphatase binding; protein phosphatase regulator activity. Gene Ontology annotation, cellular component: cytosol; nucleus. The transcript has 26 exons. The record is from RefSeq and is a predicted model, not a curated record.